Molecule: messenger RNA, 1079 nt
Organism: Erigeron canadensis
Lineage: Eukaryota; Viridiplantae; Streptophyta; Magnoliopsida; Asterales; Asteraceae
Product: elongation factor P
Exons: 6
Coding region: 190-882 (230 amino acids)
Biological process (GO): translational elongation; peptide biosynthetic process
Cellular component (GO): cytoplasm
Molecular function (GO): translation elongation factor activity
Source: RefSeq, a predicted model, not a curated record
ACAAGCAGCCAAACACCGGAAAAACAAAAACCUCUUAUCCCCAAAAUCUUUCAAAAUAUUCUUGAAAUCGCCUAUCUGGACCUCCAUUGAUUAUGGUUUCUGGGUAAAACAAAGAACAUAGAAAAAAACACACCAAAUCCCACCAUAAUUACACACACACACAUAAAAACACAUACAUACAAGAAAUCUAUGAUGGCAAACAUGAUGUCAUUCAAGUUAUCUUCUUUCUCAACCAGUUUUGCGCCAACACUUUCAUUUUCUUCAAAGAAAUUAUAUCUUCCCAUGAAGUUUUCUCCUCGCAGGCCUACAUUUCCAAGAAUAUAUGCAUUUUCUAGUAAUGAUAUUAAAGUGGGUUCCAAUAUUGAGGUUGAUGGGACUCCUUGGAAAGUUAUAGAGUUUCUUCAUGUGAAGCCUGGUAAAGGGGCUGCUUAUGUGAGGACUACACUACGGAAUCAUAUCACAGGAAACUCUGUUGAGAAAACUUUCCGGGCUGGAAGCAAGAUUGAACAAGCUGAGAUAUCUAAGGAGACAAAGCAAUUCACCUACAAGGACGGUACACAGUUUGUUUUCAUGGAUCUGACUUCAUAUGAGGAAGUCCGUCUUAACGAGUCAGAUAUGGGAGAUAAAACGAAAUGGCUAAAAGAAGGCAUGGAUUGCAAUUUGCUAUUUUGGAAGGGCAAGGUUAUCGAUUUUGAGCUCCCAAUACAAGUUAAGGUGAAAAUCACAGACGUUGAUCCUGGCUUGAAAGGUGACACGGCUCAAGGUGGAACAAAGCCAGCCACUGUGGAAACCGGUGCUGUUGUGAAUGUCCCUUUGUUUGUAGAGAGAGGUUCAGAAAUAAUAGUGGAUACCAGGACUGGGCAGUACGUGAGUCGUGUAUGAGUCGCCAUGAAUGUGCCUUCAAACAGGUCUUUUGCAGUACAUUUUUGAUCAACCAUGUCUGUACAAGACUUUAUUGUAGCUUUAGAUUUUAGAAGGCAUGUUAGUAGUUUUGGUGUAAAAGAGGUAUGAUAUACAUAUUGUAUGAAUCAUGAAUGUAUACUCUUCAAGUUACAUGAAAGCAACUUGUAUUACAGAAA